Cyprinodon variegatus (sheepshead minnow) is the source of this 1598-nucleotide messenger RNA. RefSeq names its product zinc finger BED domain-containing protein 1-like. The transcript is spliced from 2 exons. The annotation marks the transcript as partial. Lineage: Eukaryota; Metazoa; Chordata; Actinopteri; Cyprinodontiformes; Cyprinodontidae. The record is from RefSeq and is a predicted model, not a curated record.
GGCCAGUCUGCAAACACUGUUUCAAGUCGGUGGCGACCAAGUCCAGCAGUACGACAAACUUGGCGAAACAUCUGAAGGACCGACACCCUGGCCUUUACACUGAAUUUCGACAGUCACAGAAUGAAGCAGAGAGAAGUAGACCUGCAUCCACGCCAUCCAAACACCAUCAGACACAGCCGACUCUACCAUCUAUGUUUGACCAACAACGCCAAUAUGAUGCCAAGUCCCCUGAAGCUAUGAAACUAAACAGAGCUGUGGCGGAGUACAUAAGUAUGGACCAGGUUCCUAUUUACACUGUGGAGAAACCUGGGUUCAAACAACUUAUUAAGCAGCUAAACCCAAGGUAUGCUCUUCCCUCCCGGAAUCACUUUAUGUACAGUGAAAUCCCAGAGCUGUACAACACAACAAAACAAAAAGUCUUGCAGCAGCUUCAGGGGAAUCCGUACUUCUCCUGUACCACUGACCUUUGGACCAGCAGGGCUGCAUCCUCUUUCAUGGCUGUAACCCUGCAAUUUAUUACAGAGUCCUGGGACAUGCAGAGCUGGUGUCUGGGAUGUGUUGGGCUACAUUCAGAGCAUACAGGAGACAGCUUAAGGGAGGCUUUAGAGGAGAUAGUACAGGAAUCAUGGAAGCUGGACACAACUAAAAUGGCAGCCAUCACUACAGAUAAUGCUUCAAAUAACAAGAAAGCAUUUCAGCAGCAUUUUACAUGGGUCCCAUGCUUUGGUCACAACCUGCACUUAGCCAUAAACAAGGGUCUGGAUAUUGAUAGUGUGUCAGGAGCAUUAUCCAGGUUGAGAAAAACAGUGGCAGCUUUCACAAGGUCACCAAAGAUGACCCGGCAGCUAAAGAAAAAACAAAAAGACUUGAAGCUGCCAGAACACAGACUCAUCCAUGAUGAGCCAACACGCUGGGACUCAACUUUUGAAAUGGUGGAUAGGUUUACUGAACAGCAGCAAGCAGUCAGUGCAGUUUUAGCAGAGGACAGAAAGAAGUGGUAUCUUAUGCCAAAAGAUUCAGACAUCACCAUUCUUGAGACUGUAAAAGAGGUGCUGAGCCCAUUGAGCUCUUUUACUGAUGCUCUUAGUGGGGAGAAGCAUACCACUCUAUCCUCUGUCCUACCCUUAACCUGGAAGAUAUAUUCCACAUUAACAAUUGAGGACACAAGCAGACACUUAGAACGUCAGCUGAAGCAAAAAAUUGGAGAUGACCUGAAACACAGAUAUGAGGACAGGAAUCUACAGCUGGUAUUGAACACAGCCACCUUUCUUGAUCCUCGCUUCAAGGACAGUUUUACUACAUUAAAAGAGGAAUUAAAACAGCAUCUUAUUGUGGAUAAUAUGCAAGGUCUGCACACUCGGAGAGUCCCAAGUUUGGAAACUUCUCCUCCAUCUGCAACCCAGCCUACGAAGAAAUCCAAAACAGAUCUAAAGGGACUUUUAUCAAACAUUCAGGGGGAGAGAAAGAAACAACAUGGAGAUGAUACACCAACAGCAUCCACAGAUGAGGAUCCAGAAUCCAGGCUCAGGAAUGAGUUGACAUUAUAUGAAACCAUGCCUGAGCAGAGUGCAGAGGAGGACCCCCUAAAUUGGUGGAAA